CAUAAGAGUAGACGGAGACAUAACGCGCAUAGAAUGGUGGGGGUGGAUUUUUUUCCCAACUUAUGAAUAACAAUUUUUUUAAAUAUACACGAAUGGAGGAGAGUGGGAAAAUUCACGCUGGCGGGAAUGCGUUACACACUAGAUUAGGUUGAAGAGUCACAUUGGGCAUCUUUAGUCAGUGCUUUAGAGGCCACGAAGCAAUUUCUAGGAUAGACGAACGACGACGCUCUCGCGACGCUAAACCGACGCGCUGCGACACACGACAAAAAAAUACACAACACGCAGCCACGCGACUCAGAAAAGUGUGUGCAGUGAAGUGAAGUGCUACUAAAUCUUCAACUACAACCCCUUAUAAAAAGGCCGAUUUCAUGUCAUCUUUAUCGAAGUAAAAAAGAAAUAGCAUGGGAGUGGCAGAGGAUUUCGCUCCCAGCUUCACCCAAAAGCCUCAAUUGAGGCAGGAGGACGAUGGAAACAAACUCAUAUUCGAAUGCCAAUUACUGGCGGCGCCGAAACCGGAAAUCGAAUGGUUUCGGAGCGAUGUUCCUUUAUCCGAAGAUAGUAGAACAAAUUUUAAAAUACAAUCGAUAGGCACCAACAAAUUUUUAGUUGUACUCGAAUUAGAUGAUGUUAUUGAAACCGAUGCCGGCCUUUAUAAGGUCAAAGCGAAAAACACCAUGGGGGAAGUUGCAGCUUCGAUUAAUCUUAACUUCAGCCCCAUGGACGAACCGAAAGAAAAACAAAUAGAUGGACUAGCACCCACUUUUGCAAAGAAACCAGCAAUUCGUCAAGAAGAUGAUGGCAAAAAAUUACUUUUCGAAUGUCGAAUACAGGCAGAUCCCCGUCCAACAGUUAGUUGGUCUCACAAUGGCAACGCUGUAAGCGAAGGUCCACGUCACAAGUUGAGGAUAGAUAAAGAUGGACAUUCAUAUUUUGCGACCCUUGAGAUAAUUGAUGUCACGGUAGAGGAUGCUGGCAAAUACAAGGUGACCGCAAAAAAUGAUUUGGGAGAGAGUAACGCAACAAUCAGCCUGAACUUUGACAGCGAUGAGGCACCAGUGCCCGAAAAGGAGGGCAUCAAGCCAACGUUCACAGAGCGCCCAGUUAUCCGGCAGACCGACGAUGGCUCUACCAUCACCUUCCUGUGUCGCUGCGUCGGAGACCCUAAACCAGAAAUCCAGUGGUACCACGGCAAAGAAGAGCUCACACAGAACAGUCGGUACUCCAUGUCACUAGAUGUAGACGAGAAGAUCUAUUACAUAGCCCGGCUUGAAAUUGUCAAUGUUAAGAGGAAUGAUCGUGGAGAGUACCGCGCAAUAGCGAAGAAUAGAUACGGUCAAGGCAUGGCUACCAUCAACCUUAAUUUUGAGGGUAUCGAAAAACCCAAAAUACCUGACGGAAAAGCGCCAAGAUUCCCGAAAAAACCCACCAUCAGACAAGAGGGAGACGUACUGAUCAUGGAAUGUCUUCUCGAGGCACAUCCGGACCCUGAUAUCACGUGGUUUCAAAGCGAAAAAAGUAUUGCGGACAGCCCGCGUGUUCGCAUGCUCAGAAAAACUACUAGCAAAGACACCUAUCUUCUCACUUUAGAAAUCGCGAAUCCUACUCGAGAAGAUGGCGGGCAUUACAGAUGUAAUGCCUUCAAUGAGUUUGGUGAAAGCAACGCUAAUAUUGCGUUGAACUUCCAAGGUGGUGAUAGUGCUGAUGGUUUUGCGCCUUCUUUCGUAGAAAAGCCCAAAAUCAUACCUAAUGAGAGUGGUACUCUCAUUACUAUGAAAUGUAAAUGCAAAGCUAAACCAAAACCAGACGUUACUUGGUUCCGUGGAACCACUGCUGUCAAAGAAUCUUCCAAGAUCAAAAUUAUGAUUGUUGAUCUCGAAGAAGACAAGUACGAGCUGUCACUCGAAAUCAAGGAUCCUUCGGGUGCAGACGGCGGCACCUACAGGUGCCAUGUAAAGAACGAAUAUGGUGAAAGCAAUGCAAACCUAAACUUAAACAUUGAGGCUGAACCAGAACCGGAAGGAGAAGGACCAACGUUCGUAGAAAAACCAAGAAUAACCUCACACGACGGAGGAAAAUUAGUUGUCAUGGAGUGUAAAGUUCGUGCUAAUCCUAAACCGACAAUUGUUUGGUACCGAGAAGGUAAAGAAGUAACCGAAUCAUCGAAGAUAAAAAUUAGUAUCAAACAAACUGAAGAGGAAGAGGACAUCUACUAUGUCAAACUGGAAUUGAAUGAUCCUGGAACUGAAGACUCAGGCUUAUACAAGUGUAAUAUUAGAAAUACGCUUGGUGAGCUGAAUGCUAAUCUAACUCUAAAUAUUGAAAUUAUACCAGUUAUCAAAGAGAAACCUAAAGUCAUUAAAAUUAUUAAGAAAAAGACAGUUAUCGUGGAAUGUAAAGUUCUCAGUAAAUUUGCACCUGACUGUACAUGGUAUAAAGAAGACGAAGCUGUUAAAGAAGAUACACGACAUAGCGUCCAUGUUGAAAAAUCCAAAGAAGGCGAAUUUACUGUUAAAUUAGAAAUAAACGAAGUCGAAAAAAGAGAUAAGGGUAUGUACAAGCUGGUGGCCAAAAAUGAAAAAGGUGAAGCAGCAUCACAAACUGUUGAAGUGACUGAAUUGCCUCCCGAUGAAAAGCCUAAAGGAGAGAAACCUAAGCUCACCAAAUUGACCAAUAUAAUUACAGAGGAAGGCAAAUCAAUCGACUUCAUCACUUCUCUCAAAAUGGAGGACAAAACUGUCACAAUUACAUGGUACAAAAAUACGACUAUUAUAAAGGAAUCUUCAGAUAUUAAAAUUACUUUUGAUGGUACUGUAACGCGAUUUAGUAUUAGUAAAUGUAAAGUGUCACAUUCCGCUACGUACAAAUGUGUUGCCAAAAAUGAAUUUGGUGAAGACGAAACAAGUGCUACACUAAAAGUGAAAGAAGUAAAAGACGAAGAAGAAGAAGAAGAGGAGGAAGAGGAAGAAGAAUCCGAAGAGAUUAUUGAGGAAGAGAAAAAAGAGAAAAAGAAAGUAGAAAAGAAAGAAGAAAAGAUAGAAGAAAAGAAAGAAGAAAAGAAAGAAGAAAAGAAAGUAGAAAAGAAAGUAGAAAAGAAAGAAGAAAAGAAAGAGGAAAAGAAAGAAACCAAAAUUGAAAAGAAGGUAGAAAAGAAAGAAGAAAAACAAGAAAUCAAAGUUGAAAAUAAGGUAGAAAAGAAAGAAAAAGAUAAGAUAGAAGAAAAGAAAAAAAAUAAAAUAGAAGAAAGGAAAGAUGAAGAAAAACUCAUUAUUAAGAAGGAUGAAGAAAAGAAGAAGGAAGAAAAAAUCGUGGCUAAAAAAGAAGAGGAAAAAGAAAAGGUCGCGAAAAAAUCUACUAGGACAUCUUCUAUCCAACAGAAUGAAGAAGCUAAAUCAGAAUCACGUAGAAGCUCAAUUAUACAAACUGAAGAAAAAGUUGUUAAAGAUGGAAAAACUACUCGAAAAUCUUCCUUCUCGCAAGUUAAUGAGGAGAGUAAGAGUGAGUCCAGGCGUACUUCAAUAGUAGACGAAAAGAAGAAGAUUAUCAAAGACACCAAAAAGCUGGAAUCUACUAAAGAAGCGAAAACACCUGAUAUCCUCCCAACUAAUCACAUUGAAGAUGGUUUUAAACUAAAAGACACCAAAAAAGAAAAGCCAGAAGAGAAAAAACCGGAAGAAAAAUUAGCACCUGGCAAAACUACUACACGCAAAUCUUUAACACCUGAACCAGAAAAAACUAAGCCAGUAGGUGACAAACCUACUUCACGAAAAUCUCUAACCGCCGAAACUAAACCUAAAGAUGAGAUUCAACGAAAAUCCUUAACUACUGAAGCCAAACUUAAAGAUGAGGAUAAACGAAUAUCAUUAACCCCUGAAUCUAAAGCUAAAGACGAGAUUCCACGAAAAUCUUUAACACCUGAGCAAACAAAACCUAAACACGAUACAUUAACACCUAAAACACUAGAACCUGAGAAACCUAAAGAAGAAAAACUUACCCCACAACCCGGACUGACGAAACCACAAUUAAAAACGCCAGAACUUGUUCCAGAACAAAAACGGCCUCCUCUCGAGAAGCCGUUCGAAAGACCCAAAAGGGUAAUUCCACCUAAGGAAGAGGCUAAAAAGGGUUCGUUUUUGAAUAUUCAAUUGAAACCCGUUACGCAAGAGGGUAAAAAGGCAGAUAAAGCCGAAAAGCUUGACGUAGACCUGAAGAAAUCGGCUGUUGAUAAGGAAAAAACAACGGUCAAAAAAUCCGCUAAAAAAGGAGAACAGGAAGAUGUCAAUGCAUGGGAAAAUAUUCCUGAUUAUGAAAGACCUGUUUUGGAAAAAUACGAGAAAGGUGAUUCGUCAGAAUAUACUGGCAGAGAAAAAACGAAAUUAGUAAAGGAAAAACCAAGCCUAGCGUUUGAAGGUAAAGAAAAACGUCCAUCACAGGCCACUCUUUCCGACACACCUAGACCUAGUCUUCCUCAAAUUAAAACACCUGAUGCUCCUAAGAUCGAAGUGAGUAGAGAAAAAACCCCAGAACCCAGAAAGAAAUCACUGGAACCUGGAUCAGGUCCAGGAAGUAGAAGGGGUUCUCUCAUACCACCCGAAGCUAUGGGAAGGCGUGCCAGUCUUAUCAUCUCUGAUGAGGAAAAAAGGAAACUUCGUCCAGGAGAGGUUUUGGAGGAGAAAAAGCGUCGCCGUCCAAGUUCAGACGUACGUCGUCCAAGUGUGGCUGAUUUAGAAGAUCUUAUUAAUAAGCCAUCAACGCCACUGAAACCGUCAGGCCCUAAAGGGGCUGCUCCUCAAAUUGUGGAUGUUCAAGAAAAUUACUCAUCUGUAGAAGAUCAAACCGCUUAUAUGACCAUUCAAGUAGAGGGCGACCCUGCACCAACAUUUAAAUUCUACAAGAAUGUCACCGAAAUUAUUGAAGGUGGUAGAUUCCGCUACGUAACCGAUGGUGAUUCAAAUUUGAUAACCCUUUGUAUAAGAAAAGUAAAGCCUCAAGAUGAAGGUCAAUAUAGAGUCAUUGUUUCGAAUAUUUACGGUGAAGAUUCGGCUGAAAUGACGCUCUUUGUUGCUGGUGCCGGAGGUGUAGAUUUUCGUUCUAUGCUAAUGAAGAGAAAGUAUGCUAAAUGGGACAAAGAUAAGGAAGACCCAGAUUGGGGUGAUCUAAAAGAAACUGAAAAACCAUUACCGGCACUUAAGAAGGUGGAAAAGAAACAAGAAAGCUUCUUAAAACCAUUGGUAGAUCAAUUUGCCAAAGAAGGAAAAGAUAAAAAAGUUGUAUUUGAUGCUGCAUUCUCAAAGACUAAUUGCAAACCUAAGUGGCUCUUCAGGAAAGACGAACUCUUCCCUGGUUCUAAAUAUAAGUUUAAAAAUGAAGGCGACAUUUAUCAACUUAUCAUUAGCAAUCCAAAAGUAGAGGACACAGGAAAAUACACAAUUGAAAUUGGAGGUGUUAGUUCAACUGGAUUCCUGACGGUUGAUGAACCAGAUCCAAGCUACACCUUCACCAAAGCAUUAAAGAAGAAGUAUGACGGUUAUACCAAACAUGAAACUGAACUAGCAUGUACUGUCAGUAGCAACUUAGCUAUAGUAGGUUGGUUUAAAGGAGAUAAGAAACUCGAAGAUGGUGAUAGAUACAGUAUUUCUAAAGAUAUUAACGGAGUUUGUAGACUCACUAUCAAAGAUUGUAGAUUAGAAGACUCUGGUGAUUACUCGUGUAAAUUAGACAAACAACCCGACAAAACUGAGACAAAAGUGAAUAUUAUAGAAUACCCAUACAAAUUCGUAAAAGUACUCAAGCACCAACAGCAUGUAGAAAAAGAGAAUAUAACCUUAGUUUGCGAGCUUAAUGAUGCUUGGGGUGAUGUGCAAUGGUUCAAAAAUGGCGAAGAAAUUAAACCUGAUAAGAGAGUAGUAAUUAGCAAAGAUGGACGUAAACGAAAACUGGUAAUUAAAGAUGCUAAAGUUACAGACGCUGGUAUGUACCAAUGUACAACUAACGCAGAUAAAACAGAAGCAGAAAUUAUUGUUAACUACUUGAACAGGUUUAAUAAGAAACUUAAAAAUACAGUUGGUGUUGAAAGAGAAAAACUAGUUAUUGAUAUUGAAUUGCAAGACUCAACUGCUCCAUGUGAAUGGUUCUUUAACGGGGAACUGAUCGUUCCAUCAGAUAGAAUUGAAAUCAAAAACCUAGGUGGAGGAAAACACCAACUUAUAUUCAAUAACCUAGAUAUGAGAGAUAAUGGUGAAAUAAAAUGCGUCUCCGGAAAACUUGAAUCUGCAAUGCAACUUGAUGUCAAAAAGGGAGAAAGUAAACCUCAAAUUGAUUUUCCCUCUGAAUUUGCUGCACCUAUUAGCAAACCAAUUAUUCUUGAUGUACCAUACAAAAUUGAUGGUACUAGACAAACACCUAUAGAGGCUAAGCUCAUUAAGGACGGCAAAGUACUUCCGCUUAAAGACGUAGAAACCAUAGUAACAGAUGAUAAGGUAAUUUUCAAAAUCAAAAAACCAUCUAGAGAUCAGUCUGGACCCUACCAAAUUAAAUUGUCAAACGGACAAGGAGAAGAUGUUAAAGAUGUUAAGAUUACAAUGCAAGAUGUACCUAGCCCACCCGAGGAUGUUAAUGUAUUUGACAUAUUCCAAGAUAACUGUAAAGUAUCAUGGAAACCACCAAAAGACAACGGUGGAUCUCCUCUCCUACAUUAUAUUGUUGAAAGACAAGAUAUUAGUCUUAAAGCUGGGUGGGAAAAUGUCGGUGAAGUAAAAAUUAACGAACCAACGACAUUUAAGGUAGAAAAAUUAACACCUAAAAAAGAGUAUAGAUUUAGAAUUAGAGCUGUAAAUCAACUAGGUCCUAGUGAAGGGGCAGUCUUUGGUAAACCAGUAUUAGCUAAAGAUCCUUGGGAUGAAGCCUCCAAACCUAAGGACGUUGAAGUUGUUGAUUGGGAUGUUGAUCAUGCAGACAUAACUUGGACAACUCCUGAUAGUGAUGGAGGAGCCCCAAUAACUGGUUAUGUAAUAGAAUUCAAAGAAAAAUUUGCAAAAGAUUGGAAAAAAGGAAUUGAAGUACCCGCUGAUCAACUCAAAGGAACUGUUCCAAACUUGAAAGAAAACAGCACAUAUGAAUUCAGAGUAAGAGCCAUAAACAAAGCUGGCCCUGGUGAACCAAGUGACUCUACUAAACCAAUCAUAGCAAAAUGCAGAUUUGUUAAGCCAUUUAUUAUUGGUAAUGACCUCAACCCCAUAAUUAUCAAGAAGGGACAAAUUGUCAAGUAUGAUAUUAAAUAUGGCGGUGAGCCUGAACCAGAAGUUCAAUGGUUCUUAGAUAAAAAAGAAAUAAAACCUGAUAUGGAGGAAAGAGUAACUAUUGAUAAAUACGAAAAAAAUACAAUUAUAACAGUUCGUAGAUGUACUAGAUCUGACAGCGGUAAAUACCGCUUAGUACUCACCAACAGCUCAGGUACUUGUGAAGGCAUUGCAGAAGUUAUUGUAUUAGACAAACCUACGCCACCUAAAAUUAUAAAUGUAGAAGAAAUUCGUGCAGAUCACGUAACAGUUAACUGGCAAAAACCAGAAGACAUUGGCGGUACUGAUCUAACAGGUUAUAUUCUAGAAAAAAUGGAUAUGGAUACUGGAAGAUGGAUACCGGCAGGUGAAGUAGGAGCGGGUGAUAACAAAUUUACUUUCAAAAAUUUAACUCCUAAGAAGAAAUACAAGUUUAGAGUAAGAGCUAAAAACAAGGAAGGCGAAUCAGAACCUCUCGAAACUGAUUUCAUUCUCGCUAAAAACCCUUACGAUGAACCCGGGGCACCAGGUCAACCAGAAAUAUUCGACUAUGAUAACAAGAGCGCUAGUCUGAAAUGGGCUAAACCUGAUAGCGAUGGAGGUCGUCCUAUAAGUCAUUAUACAGUGGAAAUCAAAGAUAAGUUUGCUGCCGAUUGGACAGAAGUAGCUAAAACAACUGACGAUACUCCAGAAAUUGUUAUACCUGGUUUGAAAGAAAAUAUGGUUUAUCAAUUCCGCGUGAAAGCGCACAAUAAAGCAGGACCUAGUGUACCCUCUGCACCCACGGCAAACCACCUCUGCAAACACAAAAACUUAAAACCAAGGAUAGACCGAGAAACAUUUAAAUCCGUUACCAUCAAAGCUGGCCGUACACACAAAUGGGCAGUUGACUUCAUGGGAGAACCUCCACCGACCGUUAAAUGGGUGUGGAGAGACGACAUUCCAUUAUCAAAUAGCGAACGUAUCAAAAUUGAAAAUUUAGAAUAUCACACAGACUUUACGCUCACUAACGCUGUCCGUAAAGAUUCCGGAAAAUACACGCUUACUGUAGAAAACGUGAACGGCAAGGAUACUGAAACUGUAGAACUAACCGUUUUGGGCAAGCCAUCUGCUCCGGAGGGACCUUUAGUUGUAUCUGAUGUGACUGCAGAGAAGGCUAAGGUUAGCUGGAAAAAACCAGAAGACGAUGGAGGUAGUCCAAUUAAAGAAUAUGAAAUUGAAAAAAUGGAUACAGCAACUGGAAAAUGGAUACGUGUCGGCCGAGUACCUGGAGAUAAACUGUCUCCAGAUGGCAAAGGAGAGUUCGAAGUUACUGGACUUAUUCCCGGCUCCGAAUAUAAAUUUAGGGUAACAGCAGUAAAUGCAGAAGGUGAUUCUGAACCUCUUGUAUCCGAGAAAGCAAUUGUUGCGAAGAAUCCGUUCGAUGAACCCGGUAAACCAGGUACACCAGAAAUCGCAGAUUAUGACAAUAAAGGAGUUAAUCUCAAGUGGACUCCACCUAAGAAUGACGGUGGUGCUCCUAUUGAAAAAUACAUCAUUGAAAAGAAAGACAGAUAUAAACCAGAUUGGGAGAAAGCUACUGAAGUAUCAGGCGAUCAACUAGAGGCUCGUGUUGAAGAUUUGAAAGAAAGGGGCGAAUAUCAAUUCAGAGUUAUUGCUGUAAAUAAAGCUGGCCCUGGCACACCCUCUGAUGCAUCAAAAAUGCAAAUCGUCAAACAUAGAUCACUUAAACCUAGGAUUGACAGGACUAACCUUAAACCUAUUAUUGUCCGCGCUGGUAAACCAAUAAAAUACGAUGUCGACGUUAAAGGUGAACCAGCACCAACGUGUACGUGGUAUCACGUUGACCAAGAAGUGAAAUCUGAAGGAAAUAUUGAAAUUAUCAAUGUUGACUAUAAUACUAAACUUAAUAUUACCAACUCAAUUAGAAAACAUACUGGCGUAUACAAAAUUAAAGCAGUGAACGAACAUGGCUCUGACGAAGCUGAAGUAGAAGUAACGGUACUAUCUUCACCUGGAAAACCAAAGGGUCCAUUGAAGGUAACCGAUGUUACAAAAGGAGGAUGUAAACUUAAAUGGGAAAAACCAGAAGAUGAUGGUGGCAAACCUAUCACUGGCUAUCAAGUCGAGAAAUAUGAUAAACAGACUGGACGUUGGGUUCCUGUUGGUAGAACAACUGAUACUGAAAUGGACGUUAAAGGUCUACAAGAGGGACACGAGUAUGAUUUCCGCGUUAAGGCUAUUAACGAUGAAGGAGAAUCUGAACCACUUGAAACAGAUUCAUCUAUUGUUGCUAAAAAUCCCUACGAUAUUCCUGGUAAACCGGGUACUCCAGAAAUUACUGACUGGGAUGCUGACCGCGUAGAUUUGAAAUGGGAAGCACCUAAAAGCACCGGUGGAGCACCAAUUACUGGAUACGUUAUUGAAAAGAAAGAGAAAUUCUCUACUACUUGGGAUGAAAUUCAUUCUACGGAUGGACCAGCAUGCGACGCUCGCGUACCUGGGCUCAAAGAAGGCAACACAUACCAGUUCCGAGUUAGAGCAGUUAAUAAAGCUGGUCCUGGUGAACCAAGCGAUGCUACAAACCAACAUGUGGCCAAAGCCAGACACUUACGACCACUUAUCAAUCGUGAAAAAUUACAUACUAUCAAAGUUCGAGCUGGACAGCUCGUUAAAUUUGACGUUGAUGUAAAGGGUGAACCCCCACCAGUUUGCACAUGGAGCUUUGCUCAUAAACCACUCGAAAAUGGAGGUAGCAUUAAGAUCGAAAACGAAGAUUACAACACUAAACUUUCUCUAAGUGACACAAAGAGAAAAGACACGGGAACCUACACACUCAAAGCAGAAAAUGAUUCAGGAUUUGAUGAAGCUACCGUUGAAGUUAUCAUCUUAGAUAAACCAGGUAAACCUGAAGGACCACUUGAUGUUACUGAAGUUCACAAAGAAGGAUGUAAACUCAAAUGGGACAAACCCAAAGAUGACGGUGGUUUACCAAUAACUGGCUACGUUAUUGAAAAACAAGAUACUCAAACAGGUCGCUGGGUUCCCGCAGGAUUUGUCGAUGGCGACAAACUUGAUCACCAAAUUACCGGGCUUGAACCUAAUAAAAAAUACAACUUUAGAGUAAAAGCAGUGAACGAAGAAGGCGAAUCAGAACCUCUUGAAACAGAUACUGCCACGCUUGCUAAAAAUCCCUAUGAUAUACCAGCACCUCCUGGCCUGCCAGAAAUUGUUGACUGGGAUGAGAAAUCUGUUAAACUUAAAUGGGACAAACCGGUUAGAGAUGGUGGAUCUCCAAUCUCUGGAUAUAUUAUUGAGGCUAUGGAUAAAUUUGGUGGACAGUUCAUCAAAGUUGCAGAGGUGGGGCCACAAUGUAACGGAACAGUGCCAAGACUCGAGGAAGGAAAUCAAUACAAAUUCCGUGUACGUGCUGUAAAUAAAGCAGGUCCAUCAGAUCCUUCUGAACAAACCAACUGGCAUACAGCUAAACCAAGAUUCUUGAAACCACUUAUCGAUCGGACAAACUUAAAACCAUUGCAAAUAAAAGCAGGGUUGUCUAUUAAUUUAGAUGUUAACAUUCAAGGUGAACCCCCGCCAAAAGUAACAUGGUUAUUUAACGGAACCGAACUUGCGUCUUCAGACGAAUUACGUAUUGAUAAUAUAGAUUAUAAUACCAAACUAUUUGUUCUUAAAAGUAAGAGAGUACAUGCAGGCAAGUAUACGAUUAUUGCAAAAAACGAAGUAGGUGAAGAUCAAGCAGAUAUUGAAAUUUCUGUACUCGGCAAGCCUAAAACACCUAAAGGACCACUUGAAAUAAGUGAUGUCACUAAACAUGGAUGUAAACUCAAAUGGAAAAAACCAGAAGAUGACGGUGGUUCGCCAAUCGAUCACUAUGAAAUUGAAAAACUUGAUCCACUCACUGGUCAAUGGGUACCUUGUGGCAGAAGCACUGAACCAGAAGCCAAUAUUACUGGUUUACAAGAAGGUAAAUCAUAUAAAUUCAGAGUGAAGGCUGUUAACAAAGAAGGAGAGUCAGAGCCUCUCGAAGCUGAAAGGACCAUUAUUGCCAAGAAUCCAUUUGAUGAACCCGGUAAGCCCGGUCGCCCAGAUCUUAAAGAUUGGAGUAAGGACUUCGUAGAGCUUGCAUGGAAUCCGCCAGCUAGUGAUGGAGGUGCACCAAUCCAAAAAUAUAUUAUCCAGAUGCACGAUAAAGCUGGUCGUGGCUGGGUUGAUGCUGGAACUGUCCCUGGAGAGAAAACUAAUGGAAGAAUUGAAACAGUGGAAGAAGGCCACGAAUACGAAUUCCGAAUUGUAGCAGUUAACAAAGCAGGACCUAGUGAGCCAAGUGACCCAUCUAAACCUGUCAUUGCUAAACCACGAUUUUUGGCUCCCAAAAUUGAUCGUAAGAACCUUGGCAAAAAGGUUAUGCGUACAGGACAGUUAUUACGUCUGGAGGCUGACGUUCAAGGUGAACCAGCGCCAGUUGUCGUAUGGACUUUAAAAGAGCAAACGCUUAGGAAUACUGAUAGAAUUAAAAUCGAUAAUGAAGACUACCAUACCAGUUUUGUUAUGAAAAGUGUACAAAGAAGUGAUACUGCCACUUACACUGUCACUGCUAAAAAUGAUUCGGGCGUGGAUACCGUUGAAAUAGAAUUACAAGUAGUAUCCAAGCCAUCCAAACCCAAAGGUCCCCUCAAGGUAUCUGAUGUAUCUGCCGAGGGAUGCAAACUUAAAUGGGAAGCUCCUGAAGACGAUGGCGGUGAACCUAUUACUGGAUACGUUGUUGAACGUAUGGAUGUAGAAAGUGGACGAUGGGUACCAGUAACUACUACAAAAACACCAGAAGCAGACGUUACAGGACUGAAUGAAGGAAAAGAUUACCAAUUCAGAGUUAAAGCCGUUAAUUCGGAAGGUGAAUCUGAACCUCUAGUAACCGAUGUCCCAACUACAGCCAAAAAUCCAUAUACUGAACCCGACUCUCCCGGCAAACCUGAAAUUAAGGAUUGGAACAAAGAUCAUGCUGAUAUUAAAUGGACUCCACCCAAAAAUGAUGGUGGUGCACCUAUUGAGAAAUAUAUUAUAGAAAAGAAAGAUCCAGUUACAGGAAAAUGGCAAAAAGCUCUUGAAGUACCUGGUAACAAAACUGAUGCUAGAGUACCUGAUUUACAAGAAGGCCAAAAAUAUUCAUUCCGCGUUAAAGCAGUUAACAAAGGAGGUGAAAGUAAACCUUCUGUCGCGUCAGACACCAUUACUGCCAAAGACAGAUUUGUGCCACCCAAGAUCGAUCGUACCAACCUUAAAGAUCUCACAAUUAGGGCUGGUCAACAUAUUAGAUUAGAUAUCAAAAUCAGUGGCGAACCUCCACCAACUAAAACAUGGUUCCUCAAUAAAGCUCGCAUUGAAAAUCGCGAUGAUAUUAAUGUAGAUCUUGAAGAUUACAGAACAAAACUUGUAAUCGGAGUUGCUAAACGAGAACACACUGGUACUUUGACAAUAAAAGCUGAAAACGACUCUGGAAAAGACGAAGCUAGCAUCGAAAUCAAAGUUUUGGACAAACCUUCUAAACCUGAAGGACCACUUAAAAUCAGUGAUGUCCACAAGGAAGGUUGUACUCUUAAAUGGAAUCCACCACAAGAUGACGGUGGGGUACCAAUUGAGUACUAUGCUGUAGAGAAAUUAGAUACUGCCACUGGCCGUUGGGUUCCAGCAGGUAGAUCUAAAGAUCCUAAAAUCGAAUUGAACAAUUUAGAACCUGGACAAGAAUAUAAAUUUAGAGUAUCUGCUGUAAACGCAGAAGGCGAAUCAGAACCUUUAGAAGCUGAACACACUAUCGUUGCUAAAAAUCCAUUCGACGAACCUGGAGCUCCUGGUACACCAGAAGUUACAGACUGGGACAAGAACCGUGUAGAUCUAAGAUGGACUCCACCUGCGAAUGAUGGUGGAUCUCCAAUCACUGGAUAUGUUAUUGAAAAGAGAGAAAAAGGAUCACCUAAAUGGAUUAAAGCUAGUGAAACUGGACCACACGAAACAAAGGGAACCGCUGAUAACUUAGAUGAAGGUGUCGAAUAUGAAUUUAGAGUACGUGCUGUUAAUGCUGCUGGUCCUGGCGAGCCAAGUCAAGCAUCAAAAUCUGUUAUUACGAAGCCCAGACGAUUGGCUCCAAAGAUUGAUCGCCGCAACCUACGCAAUCUAACGGUUAAAGAGGGCGAACCAAUCUAUAUUGAUGUUAAAGUCAGUGGGGAACCAGCUCCCGAUGUUUCAUGGUACCAAGAUGGAAAGACUCUCAAUCAAACAUCUCACAAACGUAUUGAUAAUAUCCCUUACAACUCCAAGUUCUUCAACGAUAAACCCGAACGUAAGGACACUGGAGUUUACAAAAUUGUCGCUAUGAACAAGUAUGGACAAGAUCAGGAAGAAAUCGAAAUAACUGUUGUAUCGAAACCAGGACAACCCGAAGGUCCUUUGGAAGUAUCUGAUAUUCACAAGGACAACUGUACAUUAAAAUGGAAGAAACCCAAAGACGAUGGUGGAGAACCCAUUGAGAAUUAUAUUGUUGAGAAAUUCGAUCCUGAAACAGGUAUAUGGUUACCAGUAGGAAAAACUAAUGGUGCUGUACCAGAAAUGAAAGUAGAAGGCCUAACUCCUGGCCAUGAAUAUAAAUUUAGAGUAAAGGCAGCAAACAAAGAAGGUGAAUCAGAACCUCUUGAAACAAUUGGAACAAUUACCGCCAAAGACCCUUACACUACUGCUGGAAGACCAGGUACUCCAGAACCAGAAGAUUGGUCUGCUAAUCAUGUGGAUCUUAAAUGGACCGAGCCGAUAUCGGAUGGUGGUUCACCUAUUACAGGUUACAUUAUUGAAUUGAAAGAUAAAUAUAGUCCUAUUUGGGAAAAGGCUCUGGAAACAACAACCCCUAAGGCAGCUGCUACUAUACCUGGAUUAAUUGAAGGAAAUGAAUAUCAAUUCAGAGUAAUUGCUGUAAACGAAGCUGGUUUAAGUCCUCCAUCAGAAGCCAGCAAAACCUUUAAAGCUAAGCCAAGAUUCUUGGCACCUAAAAUUGACAGACGAUACCUACAUGACGUUACAGUUUCUGCAGGAUCACCACUUAAAUUUGAAGCAAAUAUUAUAGGAGAACCUCCACCAACAGUGGAAUGGCGCUUUAACGGCAACGUUCUCAAAAACGAUAACCGUACAACUAUCGAUAAUGUCGACUAUAAUACGAAAAUGGCUAUUCGUCCAGUUGGUCGCGAUGACUCUGGAGAAUACAAGGUCACAGCUUCUAAUAGCUCAGGCAAAGAUACACACAUAAUCAAUGUUACCGUUACUGGUAUACCCACUCCGCCUCAAGGACCAUUACAAGUAUCCGACGUCAAUAAAAAUGGAUGCAAACUUAAGUGGAAACGACCUAAAGAUGAUGGUGGCACUCCCAUCGAAUACUACCAAGUUGAUAGAAUGGAUCCUGAAACUGGAUGUUGGGUACCAUGUGGAAGAGCUAAUGAACCAAAUUUCGACGUAACAGGGCUGACGCCAGGCCAUGAAUAUAAAUUCAGAGUAGCCGCUGUAAAUUCUGAAGGAGAAUCCAAACCUUUGGAAACUGAAACAACAAUUGUUGCUAAGAAUCCAUUUGAUGAACCUGGUGCUCCUGGUCACCUUCAGGCUACUGACUGGGACAAAGAUCACGUUGAUUUGGCAUGGACUCCACCCAAAGACGAUGGGGGUUCACCCAUAACUGGAUACAUUAUUGAAAAAAAAGAUAAAUUUGGUGAUUGGGAGAAAGCCAUGGAAGUUCCAGGUGAACAACUUAAAAUUACGGUGCCAGAUCUCAUUGAAGGCCAACCUUACCAGUUCCGUGUAAGAGCAGUUAAUGCGGCAGGUCCAGGUGAUGCUAGCAACGAAACACCAACAAUUAUCGCCAAACCACGUAAUUUAGCACCAAAGAUUGACAGAACUAACCUUAUUCCAGUUAAAAUACGUGCUGGACAAAACUUUGGAUUUAACGUUAAAGUAUCUGGUGAACCAAUGCCAACCACAAAAUGGCUGAUCAAGAAUAAAGAACUUAAAACUGGUGAAAAAAUGAAAGUACAACAUGGAGAAUAUAAUACCAAAAUAAAUAUUAAGAAUGCAAGCCGUGCAGAGUCUGGAACUUACACUGUAACAGCAGAAAAUGCAAACGGAAAAGAUAUUGCUGAAGUAGAAGUAAUAGUGUUGGAUGUUCCCAGCCCACCAGGAGGACCACUAAAAGUAUCUGAUGUACAUGCUAAUGGAGCUAAACUUAACUGGAGACCUCCAGCUGAUGACGGUGGUCAACCUAUUGAAAGUUAUAUAGUGGAAAAGAUGGAUGAAGCCACUGGUAGGUGGGUAACCGCCGGCGAAACUGAUGGACCAGAAACAUCUUUAUCUGUUGAUGGCUUAGUCCCUGGUCACAAAUAUAAAUUUAGAGUUAGAGCUGUAAACAGGCAAGGCAAGUCCGAACCAUUACAAACAACUCAAGCUAUUGAAGCUAAAAAUCCAUUUGAUGAACCUGGUAAAACAUCUGCUCCAGAAAUUAUCGAUUAUGACAAAGACUUUGUGGAACUUAAAUGGGACAAACCAGAAAACGAUGGUGGUUCACCAAUUACUGGAUAUGUCAUUGAAAAACGUGACAAGUUCAAUCCCAACUGGGAAAAAUGUGCUGAAGUUGAAGGAGACAUACCCAAAGGAAAAGUUAACGACCUAAUUGAAGGAACACCUUAUGAAUUCAGAAUAAGAGCUGUUAAUAAAGCUGGUCCAGGUGAACCAAGUGCCUCAUCUAAAAUCCAUGUUGCUAGGCCCAAGAAUCUUGCUCCAAAAAUAGACAGGAACUUCUUCGCAGAUCUUAAAAUUAAAGUUGGUGCCACAAUUGAAUAUAAUGUACCUGUUAUUGGAGAACCACCACCGACCAAAGAAUGGAAACACAAAGAAGAUGUUCUGUUUAAUAACGACCGUGUUAAAAUAGUUAACGAAGACUACAAGACAUCUAUUAAAAUAAUUGACGCUAAAAGAUCUGAUAGCGGACCAUAUACAUUAACGAUUAAAAACAGUAAUGGCAGAGAUGAAGCUACGGUAAAAGUCACGGUACUUGAUGUACCUACUCCACCAGAGGGGCCACUUAAAGCAGACAAUAUAACUAAGAGUUCGAUGACUCUCCACUGGAAACCACCUAAAGAUAACGGUGGUUCAGAAAUUAGUCAUUACACAGUUGAAAAACUUGACACAGAGAAUAUGAGAUGGGUACCAUGCGGAGAAGCUAUUGGUACAUCUUUGAGAGUGGAUCAUUUAAGUGACGGUCACGACUAUCAAUUUAGAGUUAAGGCAGUCAAUAAAGAAGGAGAUUCCGCUCCGUUGCAGACUACAGAAAGCAUCACUGCUAAAGAUCCAUUCACAAAGCCAGAUAGGCCUGGAGUUCCACAAGCAACUGAUUGGGAUAAAGAUCAUGUUGACCUUGAAUGGACUCCACCUAAAAAGGACGGAGGUGCACCAAUCACUGAAUACAUAAUUGAAAAGAGACCCAGGCAUGGUAUUUGGGAAAGAGCUUGUGAAGUUCCUGGAAAUACACCCAAAGCGACAGUACCUAAUUUAGUUGAGGGAGAAGAAUACGAAUUCCGAGUAAUUGCUGUAAAUAAGGGAGGCAAUAGUGAUCCAAGUGAAGCUAGUCUCCCAGUUAUUGCUAAACCAAGAUUCCAAGCGCCUACGUUCAACAAGAACCUUCUUGAAGACAUUACAGUAAAGGCAGGCCAGCGGUUUGGUUGGACAAUUCCUAUCGAAGCAUCUCCCAAACCAACAGCUAAAUGGGCUGUUAAUGGCAAAGAAAUUACAGCAGAUACUAGAAUUGAUAUGGCUGUCUAUAAUAAUAAAGUAUCUUUCGAUGUUUCAUCAUCGUUGCGCACAGACGCUGGAAGAUACACUUUAACAUUAACUAAUGACCUUGGCAGCUUUAGUGCUUCUGCCCAAGUGACGGUAAUAGAUAGGCCUAGCCCACCACAACCACCACUAGAUGUCAGUAGUGUUACGAAAGACAGUGCAAGACUUAGCUGGAAACCACCACUCGAUGAUGGUGGCUCUCCCAUCUUACAUUAUAUAGUUGAGAAAAUGGAUGUAUCACGUGGUACUUGGUCCGACGCUGGAAUGGCUACGAUUCCCUCCCACGAUAUUACAAGAUUAAUCCACCGUAAAGAAUACUACUUUAGAGUCAAAGCUGUGAAUGCUGUCGGCGAAUCAGAACCAUUAGAGACUCAGAAGAGCAUAAUUGCUAAAAAUGAAUUUGACGAACCAAGUUCUCCUGGUAAACCAGCGGUUACCGACUGGGAUAAAGAUCACGUUGAUUUGGAAUGGACUCCACCCAAAAGCGACGGAGGCUCUCCAAUUACUGGCUACAUUAUCCAAAAGAAAGAGAAGGGUAGUCCUUAUUGGACAAAUGCCGUUCACGUACCUGCAAGUAAGAAUAAAGCUACAGUACCCGAUUUAACGGAGGGACAAGACUAUGAAUUUAGAGUAAUCGCCACCAAUACUGCUGGACAGAGUGAGCCGUCAGAACCCUCUGAUCUGGUUACAGCAAAAGCUAGAUUCUUGGCUCCUAAAAUCAAAACUCCUCUUAACGAUAUCCGCAUUAAAGCUGGACUUAUUUUGCAUAUUGACAUUGAUUUCAUUGGAGAACCAUGUCCUGAAGUUACAUGGAGUGUAGGAAGCAAAUCAUUGACAGCUGAUGAACGAACAACUGUAACUUCAAUUGGCUAUCAUACAACUAUACAUACUGUAAACGCUAGACGUACUGACAGUGGUUUGUAUCAUAUUUUGCUCAAAAACAGUUCGGGCAUUGAUGAAGGAUCAUUCCAAGUAACAGUUCUAGAUCGUCCAGGACCACCUCAAAGACCAAUUGAAUAUGAGGAAGUAACUGCACAAAGCGUAACAUUAUCAUGGAAAGCACCUAAAGAUAACGGUGGAAGUGAAAUUACGGGAUACGUAAUCGAAAAACGAGACCUAACUCAUGGCGGUGGAUGGGUUCCAGCUGUAAACUACGUUAACCCUAAAUACAACCACGCAAUUGUUCCUAGACUUCUGGAAGGAACUAAAUAUGAAUUCAGAGUCUUUGCCGAAAAUAUGCAGGGACGCUCAGAUCCCCUGGAAACAGAGAGACCUAUUGUUGCCAAAAAUCAAUAUGAUGUACCUGGAAAGCCUGGUAAACCAGAACUUAUAGAUAGUGACAAGGAUCACAUAAAAAUCAAAUGGGCUGCUCCUAUUAGUAACGGCGGUUCUCCUAUUGUUGGUUAUAACAUCGAACGUCGUGACAAGGCCACUGGCAGAUGGAUUCAACUUAACAAGGAACCCAACAAAAAUACUGAAUUCUACGAUGACAGAGUACAAGAAGGUCACCAAUAUGAAUACCGUGUAUCUGCUGUAAAUGCGGCCGGUCCUGGAAAGCCAAGUGAUACUUCAAACGUAUUUGUUGCCAAACCAAUGAAAGAAAAACCAAAAUUAUGGCUCGAUGGUAUUAUUGGGCGUAAAAUAAAAGUCCGCGCAGGUGAACCAAUUAAUAUUAACAUUCCUUUAUCUGGUGCUCCAGCUCCAAAAUGUGAAUGGUCGAAGAACAAAAUUACUGUACCAGAAUCGAACCGAAUAUAUACUGAAACAACCAGUGAAAAUACCAGAUUUCGCGUUGAAGCAUCUAAUAGAGAUGACACUGGCACUUACACUAUUCGAGCUUCAAAUGAAUACGGAACAGAUGAAGCUGAUAUCGAAGUAAUCGUUGUGGACAAACCAGGAACCCCAAGAGGCCCCUUACAAUAUACUGCUACAACUCAAGAUACAAUUUCAUUAUCCUGGAAUCCACCAGACGACGAUGGUGGCGGCGAUCUUACAGGAUAUAUAGUAGAAAUAAGCGAAUUUGGAACGGACAGCUGGCGCCCAUGUCCAGGCUUCUGUCCUAAACCUUCAUUUACUGCUCGCGGACUAACCGAAGGAAAGAAAUAUAUAUUUAGAGUUCGUGCAGAGAAUAUUUAUGGAGUUUCUGAACCAUUAGAAGGCAAGCCUGUGAUUGCAAAAAGUCCAUUCGAUCCUCCUGGUGCGCCAAAUAAACCAGAAAUCACUAACUAUUCUGCAUCUACUUGUUCUCUAAAAUGGAAGCCACCAGCUUCAACCGGUGGAAAACCAAUCACAGGUUAUAAUAUAGAAAAACGCGAAAGGGGUGGCGACUGGGUUAAAGUUAACACAUACCCCACACCAAAUACUCAAUACACCGUUCAAGACUUGCGGGAGGGUAAUAAAUAUGAAUUCCGUGUAGUUGCUGUCAACGAAGCUGGUCCUGGAGAGCCAAGUGAACCAACUGAACCAAUUAUUGCUCAACUACAAAGAUUUAAACCAGAUGCUCCUGAACCACCCAAAGCCGAUCGUAUUACAAAAGACAGUGUUACCUUAUCCUGGAGACCACCUAGAAAUGAUGGUGGAUCUAAAAUCAGAGGUUACAUCCUACAGAAACGUCCAGUGGGCUCUGAUAAUUGGACAGACAUUAACUCAACGCCAAUUAAUGACACAGUCUAUUCAGUACCUAAUUUAAAAGAAGGUGAAACUUAUCAAUUUAGACUGAUUGCAGUUAACGACGUAGGUAAAUCUGAACCCAGCAAACCUAGUAUAAACAUUAAAAUUGAAGAACAACCUAAUAAACCUCGUAUGGAUCUGGGAGGUGUUCGCGAUAUAACAGUUAGAGCUGGUGAAGAUUUCAGUAUUCAUGUGCCAUAUAUUGGUUUUCCAAAACCAACAGCUGCUUGGUUUGCUAACGAUAAACAUCUUGAUGAAUCUGAUUCUAGAGUAUUUCCACAACUUGCAGAUGACUAUGCUAGUAUCAUUGUAAAGAACUCAAAGAGAACAGACAGUGGACAAUAUAGACUUCAACUUAAAAAUCCGUCGGGUUUCGAUACCGCUACUAUUAAUGUAAGAGUAUUGGAUAGACCUGGAAAACCCGAGAACCUGAGAGCUGAUGAAUUCGCAGGAGAUGCACUUACACUUUAUUGGCAGCCUCCUAAAGAUAAUGGCGGUGCCGAAAUUACCAACUAUAUUAUUGAAAAGAAAGAAGCAAAGUCUCAAACUUGGUCUAAAGUCAGUAGCUAUGUUACCGUUCCUUUUGUUAGAAUUCGUAAUCUUACACUUGGAAAAGAAUAUGAUUUUAGAGUCAUUGCAGAAAACCAAUACGGCCAAUCAGAUCCUGCUGUUACUUCUGAACCAAUCAAAGCUAGACAUCCAUUUGAUCCUCCAGGUGCACCUGGUGCACCCAGAGGCAUUGAAACCACUGAAGAUUCUAUUACCAUUACCUGGACUAAACCAAGACAUGAUGGAGGCUCACCAAUUACUGGUUAUGUAGUAGAAAAACGACUUAUAACUGAAGAUAAGUGGACCAAAGCAUCUCAUGCUCAGGUUCCAGAUACCACACUGAAAGUUAUAAAUCUCAUCGAAAAUCACGAAUACGAAUUUAGAGUAGCAGCUAUCAAUGCAGCUGGUCAAGGACCUUGGAGUUCUGCUUCUGAUGCAAUCUGCGCUAGAGCUGCCCCAUCAGCACCAAAGAUCACUUCAGAUUUAAGUAUUCGUGACAUGGUCGUUAUUGCUGGAGAAGAGCUCAAAAUUACAGUUCCAUAUGUUGCAACUCCCAAACCUAAAGCUUCAUGGACUAUUAAUGGAGACGAAGUGAUUUCUGACAACAGAAUCAAAAUGGAUACUACUGAUAUCGCUUCAAUAUUUAUAAAUAAAUCAGCAAAACGUACAGAUACGGGUAGUUACACUAUCAAACUUACAAAUUCAGAAGGUUCAGAUUCUGCAUCUUGCCGAGUUCUUGUGGUAGACAGACCUUUACCACCUCAAGGUCCUCUUGAUGUAUCAGACGUGACGCCCGACAACUGUUCUCUUGCGUGGAGACCACCACUGGACGAUGGUGGUUCUCCUAUUACAAAUUACAUCGUUGAAAAAUUGGAUACAAAUGGCAUUUGGGUAAAAGUUAGCAGUUUUGUAAGAAAUAGUCAUUAUGAUGUAAUGAGUUUAGAGCCAAAUAAGAAAUACAGUUUCAGAAUCAGAGCAGAGAAUCAAUAUGGCGUUAGUGAUCCUCUAGAAAGCACAGAACCAGUCACAGCCAAAUAUCCAUUCACAGUUCCUGAUGCUCCUAGUGCACCACGUGUUACAGAUUGGGAUUCAUCUACAAUCUAUUUAUCUUGGGAAAGACCUAAUAAUGAUGGUGGCUCACGUAUUCAAGGUUAUAAACUUGAAUAUCGUGAUAUAGCCCAUGAUACACACUGGCAAAGUGCUAGCGAUUAUCUCAUUAAAGACACUCAUUUUGACUUAUUCAAUUUGACAAGUGGACACGAAUACGAAUUCCGUGUUCGUGCUAAAAAUGCUGCUGGUUUUAGCAAACCUUCAGCUUCAUCGGCUUCAUUUAAAUUAAAGGGUAAAUACAACGUACCAUCUGCUCCACGCAAUCCAAAUGUGGUUAACGUUGGAAAAGGUUACGUUGACCUUACUUGGGAACCACCAAGUAGCGAUGGCGGCUCUAGAAUUACAGGAUACAUAAUUGAAAAAAGAGAAAUUGGAUCACCACUGUGGACAAAAUGCAAUGAUUACAACGUUACGGAUACCAACUACACUGUCCUCAACCUUAUGGAUAAAUGUGAAUACGAAUUCAGAAUAUAUGCCGUGAAUUCAGCUGGUAAGAGUGAACCAAGCAACUGUACUACUCCGGUUAAAGUUUGUGAAGUUCUUGGAGGCGAGAAACCCGAUUGGAUACGUCGUCUUAAUAAUACAUCUGCUCCUCUUGGUAAAUCAGUUGCGUUGGAAUGUGAAGCUUCUGGCAAACCCGAACCCGCCUUCAGAUGGAUCAAGAACGGACGAGAAAUUAAAAUUGGUGGAAGAUUCAGGACAGAAGUUAAAGGUGGAACUGCCUUCCUGCACAUUUCAGAUUUACUUGGUAUUGAUGAAGGUGAUUACACUUGUGAAGCUAGCAACACUCUAGGAGCUGUUACAACAACGGCACGUCUUAAGAUAGGAACACCACCCAGAAUUGAACGCCUACCUGGCGAUCUAUACUUGGCAGAGAGAGAUAAUACCAAGAUUAAAAUUUACUACUCUGGUGACCAACCUCUGGAUGUUACAUUAUCUAAAAAUGGACAAAACAUUGAUGAUUCCACACAUAUUCGAUUCAGUGUAUUUGAUGACUAUAUCAUUAUAUUUAUUAAAGACAUUAAUAAGAAUGAUGGAGGUAAUUAUAACUUAACAGUUAAAAAUGACAGUGGAAGUGCAUCAGGCAGCUUCACAGUAUACAUUACUGGAUUACCUGGACCACCAAAUGGACCUCUUGAGACUACAGAAAUUACCAAACACACUUGCAGACUAGGCUGGAAACCACCAAGUUACGAUGGAGGGUUGAGAGUUACCCAUUAUAAUGUUGAAAGGAAAGAUGUACUUGGAACACAUUGGAUAACCGUUUCCAGCUCUUGUAAAGACACUAACUUUACCGUUCAAGGCUUAACUGAAGGACAAGAAUAUUUGUUCCGGGUAAUGGCUGUUAAUGACAAUGGCGCAGGUCCACCGCUUGAAGGUAUUAACCCAAUAAAAGCUAGAGCACCAUUUGAUCCACCAGGUCCGCCUGGUGUACCCAAAGUUACCCAAGUUGGUGGCGAUUUCGUCAACCUCGAAUGGACCAAACCCGAAGAAGAUGGAGGAGCUCGUGUUCAAGGUUACUGGAUCGAUAAAUGUGAAAAGGGAAGUUCAACUUGGCAACGUGUUAAUGUUUCCUUAUGUUUACCUACUCAAAUAAAUAUUUCUAAUCUUAUUGAAGGACGGAAAUAUGAAUUUAGAGUGUUUGCUCAAAACAUUGCAGGGAUUUCUGUACCCUCAAGCGCUUCUAAUAGCGUUGAAAUAAAAGAUCCACUGGCUGCUACACCACCAGAAAUUAUUAAACCACUUAAAAACGCCCAAUGUAUUCAAAAUCACAAUGCUAAAUUUGAAUGUACGAUUACUGGAAAUCCUGCUCCUCACAUAACUUGGUACAAAGGAGCUAGAGAGAUUACAAAUGGUUCAAGAUAUCACAUUUACAGCGAAGGAGAAGUACACCAUCUUGUUAUUCAUGAUAUAUUUGGAGAAGAUGCUGAUGAGUAUGUUUGCAGAGCAGUUAAUAAAGCUGGUAUUAAAUCUACUCGGGCUGAAUUACUAAUAAUGACUGCACCAAAAUUGAACAUUCCCCCCCGGUUCCGAGACAGCGCUUACUUCGACAAAGGAGAAAAUGUAAUAAUCAAAAUUCCAUUUACUGGAUACCCGAGACCAAAGAUCAUUUGGGUAAGAGAAGGCGAAGUUAUAGAAUCUGGAGGUCACUACCACGUUGAAGUUAAAGAUAGACAUGCCAUCCUCACCAUCCGCGAUGCUAGUAAAUUGGAUAGUGGUCCAUACAGGAUUACAGCAGAAAAUGAACUUGGUCAAGAUACUGCUAUUAUAAAGAUUCAAAUCGCUGAUCGUCCAGAUCCACCACGCUUCCCUGCUGCUGACAAUAUUGGACACGACUCGCUGGCUCUAACAUGGAAAGCUCCUGUUUGGGAUGGUGGUAGCAACAUCACGAAUUAUCUUGUUGAAAGACGUGAACAUCCAUUAUCCACAUGGAUAAGGGUAGGAAAUACAAGAUUAACUACAAUAGCAGUGAGUGGAUUGACACCAGGUCAUCAAUACGAAUUUAGGGUAUACGCCGAAAAUAUUUAUGGACGCUCUGAUCCAUCAGAUUUAAGCAACCUCAUAACCAUGAAAGAUACAGUGAAAAAACAAGUAGAAAAGAGGAAAUACGAAGUUGACGAAAAUGGCAAGAAGAUUCGUGAAUCUCACAAAGAAGCUGUCAAAGAUUACGAUAAUUACGUAUUUGAUAUUUAUUCAAAAUUCGUUCCACAACCUGUCGAAAUCAAAACCAGAUCUGUUUAUGACGAUUACGAUAUCCUGGAAGAAAUAGGUACCGGUGCAUUUGGUGUGGUUCAUCGAUGUCGUGAAAGAAAGACAGGUAACAUUUUCGCUGCUAAAUUCAUUCCAGUAUCUCAUGCAAUGGAAAAAGAACUCAUUAGAAAAGAAAUAGACAUUAUGAACCAAUUACAUCAUCCUAAACUCAUUAAUCUACAUGAUGCAUUCGAGGAUGAUGACGAAAUGGUCUUAAUAUAUGAAUUCUUGUCUGGUGGCGAACUAUUCGAAAGAAUAACAGCGGAAGGUUAUCAAAUGUCUGAAGCUGAAGUUAUCAAUUACAUGAGACAAAUUUGCGAAGGUAUCAAACACAUGCAUGAAAGAAAUAUAAUUCACCUGGAUAUCAAACCUGAGAAUAUUAUGUGUCAAACACGCAAGAGCACGAAUAUCAAACUUAUUGACUUUGGAUUAGCUACCAAACUUGAUCCUAAUGAAAUCGUUAAGAUAUCUACUGGUACUGCAGAAUUCGCAGCACCAGAAAUUGUUGAAAGAGAACCGGUUGGAUUUUAUACAGAUAUGUGGGCCGUUGGUGUAUUAGGUUAUGUAUUGUUAAGUGGACUGUCACCGUUUGCAGGUGAAAAUGAUAUAGAAACAUUAAAGAAUGUUAAAGCUUGCGACUGGGACUUUGACGAAGAAGCAUUUUCAAGUGUUUCUGAAGAAGGCAAAGAUUUUAUUAGAAGAUUAUUGCUUAAAAACAAAGAGAAACGUAUGACUGCUCAAGAAUGUUUGAUACAUGCAUGGCUUAGUGGUGAUCACAGUGAUAAAACUCAAGUUAUUGACCAAUCCAAAUACCUACGUAUGCGUGAUAAAAUUCGGGCUAAAUAUGAAGAAUGGGAUUCAUUCGCGCUACCAAUUGGGCGCUUAUCAGAAUAUUCAUCGUUGAGAAAAUUAUUAAUAGACAAAUAUAGGAUACACGACGCUUACUUUGACCGAAGACAAGCAGCACCACGAUUCGUUAUCAAACCACAAAGUGCAUUCUGUUACGAAGGACAAAGCGUCAAAUUCUAUUGUAGAGUUAUUGGCGUUGCUGCUCCUACGGUUAGUUGGUAUCACAAUAAUGUAGAACUAAGACAAAGUGUUAAAUAUAUGAAGAGAUACGCUGGAGAUGACUAUUAUUUCGUCAUAAACAGAGCUAAGUUACAAGACAGGGGAGAGUAUAUUAUUAGGGCUGAAAAUCACUACGGAGCUAGAGAAGAAGUUGUGUUCCUCAAUGUUCAACCUCUUCCUAAAGUUGUACCUGAAUACAAACCUGAAGCACCAGUUGUUCGCAGAAGAGAACCCUUACCAUUUACUUUGUGGAGAGAAGAACAAGAAUGUGCACCCAGUUUUACCUUUUUACUCAGACCUCGUGUUAUGCAAGAACGAGAUACUUGUAAGUUAUUAUGUUGCUUGAGCGGAAAACCGUUCCCAACUGUCAAAUGGUACAAAGACAAACGAGAACUUAGUAAAUAUGAAUACUCUAUGUCACAUUCUGAUGGGGUCAUAACAAUGGAAAUUUCUGGAUGCAAACCAUCAGAUUCCGGCAAAUAUACUUGCGUAGCCACAAAUGAACAUGGUGUAGAUGAAACUUCUUGUGUAGUAAUUGUUGAAGGUGUGACGACUACACCUGAACAAACAGCACUUGCCAACAAAUUAAUGUACUCUGGAGAUAGAAAAUACAUUGAACAACCUAUUAAACCUGCCCCCGCUCAAGUUACCAUCAGACAUCCUUACCCCAAUACCAAUCCAAUCCAACCAAAGUCUAACAACCCAAGCUCGACAAGUCUAGCACCAAAAUCGAAUAACCCAAGUGCAACAAGUUUAGCACGGUCAGGUUCAAAUCUCAGUGUUGGCGAUGGCGACAAGAGAAGUACUAGAAAAUAUGGCAGAUUAGACUCUACUGGAAGCCCAAAUAGAUCUAGAAGCGCUACAAAAGAAUUAGCCCUUCCUGAUGACUCGACAAUGUACGCCCCACAAUUUACAAAAGCUUUAGCAGAUUUGAUAGUAAACGAUGGUGAAAGCCUUACAUUAACAACUCAUGUUAAAGGAGAUCCUGAUCCUCAAAUUAUCUGGACUAAAAACGGCAAAACUUUGAGCUCUUCAGAAGUUGUCGAUCUCAAAUACAAAAAUGGAAUUGCCAGGCUUCAUAUUAAUGAAGUAUAUCCUGAAGAUGAAGGAGAAUACAUUUGUAAGGCAACCAAUUCAAUUGGCACUGCAGACACCAAAUGCAAACUAACAGUCAAACCAAUGGUGAACGCUACAAAUGGAAAGAAAAAGAGUUCUGAAGACAAACCUCCAAGGAUAGUAGAUCAUUUAAAAUCCGCAUUUGUUAAAGACGGAGAACCAGUAACUCUAACCUGUCGUAUAAUAGGAGCAGAAAAAUUCGAUGUAAUCUGGUUACACAACAACAAAGAAAUCAAACCAUCCAAAGACUUCCAAUACACCAAUGAAGCCAACAUUUACAAGUUGAUUAUUGCAGAAAUAUUCCCCGAAGAUGCUGGCGCUUAUACUUGUGAAGCAUUUAACGACUCUGGUGAAAGUUUCAGUAGUUGUACGUUAAAUGUUCUUGUUCCAGGGGAACAACCAAAGAGUCCCGUUUUCAAAACAUUCCCGAUUUCCGCCACGGUAUCUGGAGGUGAAUCGGCAACCUUCGAAGCAGAGACAGAAGACGAUCCGUUACAGAUCAACUGGUUGAAAGAUGGAAAGCCGAUAAAGGAGAGCGCAUCCAAAUACAAUUUUACCGCUGACGGAAAGCGUUAUAUAUUACAAAUUCUAUCUUGCAAUUCCAAUGACAUUGGACAAUACCAAGCGAAGGCGAUUGGAAAGAAAGGAGAAACCUUCGCGGCCUUCUCAUUAAACGUUGUUCCAUCUAGUGAGGUCUAGAUUAUAAAGCUCUGGCCGCACCACAAAACGCUGACUAACGAACGACUUGCUCCAAAAUGUUUAUAUAACAUAGUAUAUGUAAAAAUAAUAUAUUUUUAAGUGUUUUAUAUGAAAAAAUGUUGUUAAUUACCUGAAUUGUACGUGUAUUAUCAUUGGCAUCCUCUAUUUUUAACAUCUCCGCUUUGGUAAGAUGCGUACAAAUUGGUUAAUGCCACAUUCAAAACAAGCGAUUUUUUUUUUCGAUUAAAAGGAGCAAAAUAAUUAUCGAAUUUUUAAUUUAACAGUAUGAAAUGAGAACGUUUAUUUUAACUAGUGUGAAAGAGCUUCAGCCAUUGUUUUCAUCAAACCAUCUUUAUUAAAUAUUUAAGUAUCACUAAACGAACAUAUUGCUUUUACAAUGCCCUAUCAAAAUUGUACCAUAUAAUGUAAACAAGAAAAAUAAAUAUUAUUUUUUAA
This is a messenger RNA of Psylliodes chrysocephalus, 27572 nucleotides long. The record is from the annotation of a GenBank genome assembly. NCBI's taxonomy places the organism in Eukaryota, Metazoa, Arthropoda, Insecta, Coleoptera, Chrysomelidae.